Messenger RNA from Temnothorax curvispinosus, 3076 nucleotides. RefSeq names its product protein suppressor of sable (gene su(sable)). Gene Ontology annotation, molecular function: RNA binding; metal ion binding. The record is from RefSeq and is a predicted model, not a curated record. NCBI's taxonomy places the organism in Eukaryota, Metazoa, Arthropoda, Insecta, Hymenoptera, Formicidae. The transcript is spliced from 5 exons. Gene Ontology annotation, cellular component: nucleus. The annotation marks the transcript as partial. Gene Ontology annotation, biological process: negative regulation of DNA-templated transcription.
GCUGAGAGGCUCAGAAUAGUUCCAGAUGUGGCCAUGUUUAGUUUCGAUCUCCGAAGUUUUCGCUCAUCGUCAUAUAAACCGCUACAUUUUUAUACUGACUGCUGAGAGAGUAAAUAAUACGCAUCUGUCCGACCGAUCUCGUACUCUACACGUCUUUGCCUGCGGCUCGUUUUAACUCGCUGCAUCCACAUGCUGUUUUAACGCCCUUGCCGAGAGAUCCCGAAUCUCGCGAACGACGCAGAAACGCGAACGAACGAACGAAAGAGAGAGAGAGAAAGAGACAUUUGUUGUCUGUCGCGUCUGAACGUCGCUCCGCCGAUCUCGUCCCCGACGGGACACGUCGGAGCCACGCGAAUCCGUGACACCUCCAGAUUUGUCCGACUCCGAUAUCGCGAGAGAGAGAAAGAGAGAUAUAAUUCGUUCUCGUUCGCCCGCUUCGUUCCUCGUUCUUCGUUCUCUCGGCAAGAGUCGCGCGCACUGCAAAAAGUCCGCUCCGUCGCGUCCCUAUCUCUGUCGCUCUCUCGGGGCGACAUACCGAAACGCGUUCGGUCGUUAUUUCGGAGAAAGAAAGAGGGAAAGAGAGAAACAACGUCAUUGUCGAGAAAGAACAUCGUGCCUUCGUACGGUUUUAAAAAAAUCCGCAGAAGUGAAAGCGUCGUUUAUAUUUCGGGCCGAGGGGGUGAAAAGGACUCUCGUCCGAGAGAAAGAAGCUGCCUUCUUCUCUCUCUCUCGUCCCCUCUUGUUCUCCCCUCUUUCUCUGUUUUUUUUUUGUCUCGUUUUUCCGGCGGGUUUCCGACGACGAGUACGCAUGCGCGAGCGCGUUCCCAUUCUCAGCGCGUCGCACUUCCGUUUCGGGCACGUCGCGCGCGCACACGAGGUCGCACACGCAACGACGUCACACUCAGACACGUAGAACGGACGACCGGCGGGGGGCGAGGGCGAGGCAGGCAGGCAGACAGGCGAGGCAAGUAAGCCAGGCGGACAGGGUGGGUAUAGGUAGAAAGAUAAUCGCCACGGGAGAGACGCCCACGAACGAGAGCGGUUCGUCGCUGGGUCAGCCGUAUGCCACGUCAGCCAGAAUGACGUCGUUCUCGCGAGAAAAGGAGGAUCGCGCGAUCUGACGCAUCUACGAUCGUAUUCCAAUUUUCACGCGCGACUCAUUGGGGCGCGAGAGAGAGGGCCCGUGGCGAGAGAUCUCGCUAGUGAAGAAAUAGAGAGAGAGAGAGAGAGAGAGAGAGAGAGAAAAGGGAAAAUCGGUAUCCCGUCGGCGAGGGAAAAAGGGUAGAAAGGCCAGCCGAGACCAAGUGCACGGUAUAACGCGUUUAUUCAGUUCGUAGGAGAAAAGACUUUCGAGAAAGACUUGCUUGCCCGCCUCUAAAACGUCUAAACCCGAGCCUGUCAAUCCGCGAAAAAUCUUUGUGAAAGAGAAACGUAAAGAAUUUAACAAAACGGCCGGGGCCACCCCGUAGGGAGAGAGAAAGUUUUCGAGACGAGGGAACAAAGAAAAUUUUGUUUCCGGGACAAAGAGAGCGAGAUAGAGACGCGACGGAGAAAGGGAGAAAUAGAGAGAGAGAGAGAAAAAAAAUCAAAAUAAUCUUUUACAGUUGGUUCCAUAUGUGGAGCUCUUGUUAAGCUCUCCCAAAUGCUAGCGUUCGGACAACGCGAUUAUUCCGCCAGAGCAAAGACCGGUCGAGUGUGGUCGGGCGAAUCGAUCGUAUGAUCCGCCGUCCCGGCCGAUCGGACGGCCGCAGUGCUUGAUAUAGGAAAUUAUACCUCGGUACUUCAUUCCGGGGUACCACCGAGAGAGCGCAAUACGCACAGAUCGAGACUCGAUCUGCGAAAAUGGCAGUAGAGAGUGUUUCCGCGGCUGAGACUCUGAUCCAAAGCAGCAACGAUAACGAUUUGGAAGAUGGAGAAAUUCCAUCAGACGAGGACGAUGAGCCAGUCACCCGUGCAGCGAGUGAUGCACCAGAGAUUGCCAAGCCAGCACCAAAGCCAGAUUCUGCGAAGAAUAAGAAUUUUGAUGCAAAAUUUAACAAGAGCAAAAAGCCGCAAGCUGCACAGGCAGCUGGUGGUAAGCAUGAGCGAUUUUUGAAAUAUAAGGGUCCGACUGAGGAUUGGGCUGGAGAUGUCGAGAAGGCUAUCAAAGCUGCGAUGGAAGAGGAUGGCACGAAGAAUCAGGAACCCAAAGCGAAGAACAAGAACAACAGGAACAAAGUUAGGAAAAGAGUGCGCGAUGAGAGAGAGGAGGAUCGUGGUAAAGAUCAGAAGAAGCGAAAAUUGAGCGAUGACGAGAAUACGAAUGAGGAUGAAGACGAAAUGCUGUUCGUACGAGGAGCUUCGCCCAUCAGAAAGGAUUCUCAAGAGACUAAUUCUCCCAGGCGUACGAACGAGCACGAGAAUUUUGACGCCAAUUCGGAUUAUGAGGAAAGGCCCAACAUAAAUCGACAUAGAGAAAAUGACAACAAACGCGGCGGACGUGGAGGAGGUGGAGGUGGAGGAGGAGGAGGAGGGCGUCGCGGUGGCAAGAACGAACGUGGCAAGAAUAAGACCCGGGGUCAAAUUCGAAAUGACCGAAAUGGUCGUCGUCCACAAAACAAUGAUCACGGGCAGGAUGUGGACACAAUAUGUGUGUAUUAUAUGCAAGGAAAGUGUCAUAGAGGGGAUGAUUGUCCAUUUUCGCAUAAUGCGUUGCCACCUAGAAAAAUGGAGUUAUGCAAGUUCUACCUUAUGGACUGUUGUGCAAAACGGGACAAAUGCCUUUACAUGCACCAUGAUUUUCCUUGCAAGUUCUUCCACACAGGUUUAAAGUGCAAUCAGGGUGACAAUUGUAAAUUCUCUCAUCAACCCUUAAACGAACAGGUAAAAGGUAUUCUUUUGAAACACUUGGAAACUGCACCAAAAGAAAUUCUUGGUGAUUUUCCAAGGUUAAGCAGAGAGGGUGCCAUGUUAAUGAUAAAUAAUACAGCACGUUCUCUAGCACAAGGACAAGAUACAACGAAUCAAAAGAUUCCUAGUCUCUUCGAGUUGAAUUUAUCAGUACCUGUAGAAAAGACCGAUGAAAAAGAAGAGAAAG